AUGUUGUCCACCAUGCCAAUGGCCACCGAGUCUUUCUACGGCCGCAACGCCGAGCUCAGGGAGAUGCAGACAGCUCUUGACCCUUCUAAACCAGGUCGAAAAAGCCUUUUGAUAUACGGAAUGGGCGGUUCCGGAAAGACGCAGCUCACGCUUCGCCACAUACAACAAGAGGGGACCCGAUACUCCGCCGUCAUCUGGAUCAACGGCUCGACGCAAGAACACGCCCAACGCUCGUUCGCAGAAGCUGCCGGGUUCAUCUCUUCGAGCUGGCCGCGGGACCUGCCCAUUCCCUACGCCGGCUCGGACGAUUUGCUUAUGGUAUCUGCGAGGCUGCGCUUAACCCUUCUCACCAACUGGCUCCUGGUCAUCGACAGUGCCGACAACCCGGAGCAGGGGCAGUUGUCGAGCUUCAUACCCACAUGCCCCCACGGUUCUGUUCUCAUCACCAGCACCCGCCUUCUGAAACUACACGGCUUCAAGCCGGACAGGCCGAUGAGCAUGAAUGGCCUCGAUCCCCAAAGCUCGCAAGAUCUCUUGGUAGAGAUGAGUGGCCGGGAUGAAGACGACAAUGAUGAUCGCAUGCUUGCGCGGGAAAUCGGCAAAGAGCUGAGCGGCAUGCCGCUGGCAGUGGAGCAAGCCGGCGCCCUCAUCCUUGACGGAGAGUUUUCCUUUGCCGACUUCCUCGCCGCUUACAAGACGGAGUACACGAGACUGAUGGAGAAUUUUACGCCAUCCGACGAGAGCCGCGUCUUCACCACCAUCCUAGAUAUGACGUACCGCUCCGUCGAGAAGAACCCUCAACACCUGGCUCUUCUCAAUCUCAUCGGCGUUCUUGGCCCGUGGCAGAUCCCGCUCGACCUUCUGGAGGGCUUCAGCUUCGCCAGCGCUGAUAGCUCUGACCGGAUGAGCGACGACAUCAAGGCUCUUCAGUCACUCCUGGGCCACCCAAACUUCCUCCGGGUAGCACUUCGGCGCCUCGCAACUCUCUGCGUGAUUACCCUCAGAGAGGAAGCCGGGUCUGUCGUUGGCGUUAUGAUUCAUAGAGUUAUGUGUCAGUGGUGUUUGAAAAAGGUUACAGAGGCAGGAAAACAAGAUCUGAUACUGCAGGCAGCCUACGGUCUCGCAAGGGGCAUCCACUGUCCAUCGUCCGUCAUAAAUGCUCUGGAAUGUGCCAGGAACGACCAAACAAUAGAGCGUAAGCUUGCGGCACCGCUCUUGUACUGUCUCACCCUCCUGCACUUGCGCGUUCCCAGGGACGACCUUGAUCUGUCGCGUGGGCGUCUCCGCGACGCCUACGCCACCAUCGUCACUCGGGCCGCCUGGGUCAACCUCAGCAUAGGAUCUGUAGAGAAGUCCAAGGUGUACUUCCUUGCCGCCGUCGAGUACGACACGCUGAGAAAUAACGAACUGGACCGCCAGUGGCCGGCCGACGAGACAUCUCUCGUCAUACUCUGGGGUUUGGCUUCAGCGUAUCACCGAUCCGGCGAUCUCAAAGAGGCCGAGGAGACUUUUGGAUCGGCUGUCGAGUUGUCCAAAUCCCUACACGGCGACGAAGGCGAAGAAACGCGUGCUCUAUCGACUCGCUACGUCCAUGUCUCAAAGAGGAAGGGCGUCAUGUCGAGACAUUACCAGUCGGCAGUGGUAGCAUCGGCGAGUGCCAAACGUGCUCCUUCCCACUUGCCUGGAGAAAAUAGUCAAGACUCAACAGAGGAUGAUUGGAGGUCUGCACCGGCUGGUCUAGUACCCUCGGCCGCGAGUCUGGAUGAACGGGGUGCCACAUUAUCGGAAUCUCACGACGCGGACCUGGAGGAUUUGAAAGAGAAACUCUCGCAUUUCAAUUGGGCAGAACAAAACCUCCUGUGGAAUCUUUGCACCGUGUAUGACUCGUCAACUCGGAUAAGACGAGCAACAACCGAUCUGGUCAAGGUGGUUGAUGUCGAAAACGAUGUGCUCACGAACGUCGAGAUGCUGCUCCUCGGGGGUGCCGACGUUAAGUCCAAGGACAUCGAUCUGCUGCAUUUUGAAUCCGUCACACCUCUCACGGGUGCGGUUGGGACAGGCAGCGAGCCGUUAGUGCAGUUCCUUCUGGACAAGGGCGCAGAUAUAGAUGCAAGCGACAGUUUUGGGUACACGCCUCUGAUUCUGGCAGUGAGCAUCGAGCACGAAGGCAUGGUUCGUCUCCUGAUCGAAAAUGGGGCCGAUAAAGACGCCGUCACUGAGAACGGCUCCAACGCCUUAAAGACGGCUUGCGCUCAACAAUCGGACGUCAUGGUUCAGAUGCUGUUGGACCACGGAGCCAAACCGAACGUGACGGCCGGCGGCAGCGAAACAGCUCUCAUGGUGGCUUGCAAUAAAGGUUCAGACGCCAUAGCUUGA
Messenger RNA from Colletotrichum destructivum, 2376 nucleotides. RefSeq names its product Putative tetratricopeptide-like helical domain superfamily. NCBI's taxonomy places the organism in Eukaryota, Fungi, Ascomycota, Sordariomycetes, Glomerellales, Glomerellaceae. The record is from RefSeq and is a predicted model, not a curated record. The coding region runs from base 1 to 2376 and encodes 791 amino acids. The transcript is spliced from 4 exons. Gene Ontology annotation, molecular function: ADP binding; protein binding.